This is a messenger RNA of Crotalus tigris (Tiger rattlesnake), 3189 nucleotides long. RefSeq names its product RBBP8 N-terminal like (gene RBBP8NL). NCBI's taxonomy places the organism in Eukaryota, Metazoa, Chordata, Lepidosauria, Squamata, Viperidae. The record is from RefSeq and is a predicted model, not a curated record. Gene Ontology annotation, cellular component: site of double-strand break. Gene Ontology annotation, molecular function: damaged DNA binding; double-strand/single-strand DNA junction binding; single-stranded DNA binding. The transcript is spliced from 14 exons. Bases 352 to 2361 code for a protein of 669 amino acids. Gene Ontology annotation, biological process: DNA double-strand break processing involved in repair via single-strand annealing; double-strand break repair via homologous recombination.
UGCAAACUGGAAGAGCAGGUCGGACCGAAAUGCGAAAAAGAAAAAAAAAUGGCUUAUUGUCUGUGCAGAUCUACCCACACUUCUCCUCCUUGCUAUCUCUGCUGCAUUUCCUAGCAUGACUUCAAAGAAGGACAAAGCUGCACAAAUCCAGGAGGCAGAAGAAAACGAAACGGAGAGCAACUGAGAAAAAAGAGAGAGGACUGGGGGGAAAAGAGAGAAGAUUGUGGAAAGGAUGCACCCAUUGGACGCCACAAGCUGAACACUGGAGAGAGGGAGAAAACUGAUCUGAAACCAUCCAAUCCAAUUACUUUCUCCCCACCUCGGACCCAUCCAUGUAAUGAUACAAGGAACAUGGCCACUGAAAAUUUUGCGGAAAUCUUGAACAGACUCAAGGAAACACACGAGAAAGAAGUCCAAGGCCUGCAAACCAAACUGAACGAACUAACCAAUGAGAAAUGUCGUGACAACCAAAGAAUUGAAGAGCUCUUUACCAAAAACCACCAACUGCGUGAACAGCAAAAGGCACUUAAAGAAAAUGUGAGAGUUUUGGAAAACAGGUUGCGAGCUGGGCUGUGCGACAGAUGCCAAGUGACUCAGGAACUUGCAAAGAAGAAGCAACAUGAGUUCAUGAAGGCCCAUUUUCAAACUCUUCAACACAUCUUCAUCCUCACUAAUGAAAUGAAUAAGCUGAGAGAAGAAAACAAGAGCCUGAAAGAAGAGCUGAAGAGGUUAUGUGGCCCAGAGGACAGGCCGAAGGCUUUCAAAGGGCAGCCCAGAGAAGGAAACUUCACCCCAGACUUGUCUUUGUCCAUCCUCUCCAGCCGAAGCAGGAAACUGAGUGCAGGGGGAAACCUGAGCCCAGAAACAGAAGACGAAUAUCACGAGACACUGGAAGGAGAUCAGUCUCCUGAACACAGAUUUUCUCCAGAAAGCAGAAUCUCUCCUAACAUCCUUCUCCGGGGGGACCAUGCUCUUGAUAUGAGCUCUCCGAAGAAAGUCAACCAAUUGCAAGGAGCCAUUGAGCUGAUGAGAACAGGAUCCCGAACCUCCUCUCAAGAAAGAGAUUACCCAGAAAGUGGAUCCCCGCCCCUUCCAAGCAAAAGACCACCAUCUCCUCAGUGCGACCAAAGUCCCAGCUUUGAAGCAUUUCUAAGACCCAACAAGUCAGACUGCCGGGCCUCCCCCUCUUCUUGUGAGAACCUGAGGUUUACCACCAAAAAAGAACAGCUCUACCUCUUCAACCAAAGUUUAGCCCUGCAUCAUCUUGGCCUCCGGAAUAACCCCACCGGCAAAGAGGGCGAUUUCCCUCACCAUCUAUUCCUGGCUAAGGAAGCAGGCAGCCGAGUGAAGCCCCAGGAUGAGUGGGACGACCAAGCUACCAUCUUGGAACUCCCUGGCGCUGUGCUGUACAUGAAGGAUCGUCAUCUGGAAAACAGGCUCCAGCUUCUUAGCAGCUCAGAGAGACUCCGCUGUUUGUUGAUGCAGCCGCAGCACGAAGGGAAAGGAAGAAGAGAGGACAGUUCAGAUCAAUCUUGGUGCCAGAGCCCUUCCACGCUGCCAAGUGUUGGCAAAGAAGGAAAAAAGGAAAGAGCCAGCCCCAAAGAUUUGAUGGACGAUACACUGGAGCAGCUGUUCCAGGUCAAUAGAGAAAACCUGGAUCAAGGAGAGAAAACCACAUCUGGGCAGGACAAUUCCGCCGAAAUGCCUCUGGAUUUAUCGGAUUACGGAAGGGGUAGAGAAAGUGGCACCAACUGGCAUCAGUGCUCAGUGAAACGUGAAAGGCGAAGUCCAGGCAGAGAUGAGAAUGAAGAGUCUGUUGUUCCGAAAACCACUUUAUCCAGCUGGCUUGGUAUAAUCCAGAAGCAGCAUUACAGGAGCCAACAACUGGGACAGUUCACGGCUGGAGCCAAGGAAAUUAGAGCAGUUUCUCCGAUAUCUUUGCCACAAGAAGCUGCCAUGUCCAAGACAACUUCACAUGAUUCCACUGCUGUCCAAGAAGUCAAGAUGCCUUUUCGAGGGGAGAGUCAAGACCCUGAGCAGCCAGAUAAUGGCGAUUCUGACUCACUGCAGGAUGAUUCUGAUGGGACCAUCGUAUCUGAGAGUGAGAUGGUUGGUACUCGUGAAGAAAAAGCUCUCUCAAGAACUUUGGUAAAAGAAGAAUACUGCUAUGUUACUGAGAACAUUCAGAAUUUGCAGAGGAAACGGAAAAGGGGCCACGAUUCGUCAACAAAAGCCUGCAAGACGUCAGUACGAGGACGGGAGAGUGAGGCAGCCACCCACAUCCUGCCUGGCCCACAAGAUACGAAGGAAACAGCAAACCACAAUCCUGCUUUCAGACAGGAGGAGCACGAGGAGACAUAGCUUAAAAACAUUCUCCCUUGGACCUGCUUUGUAGACUAAACUGCAGUCAAACUUUUCCGGUUUCUAUCAAGAAUCCUACGACGGCCACCAAAGAAUUUUAGAUAUUCCAGCUGCUCAAGUUAAACAGCCCUCCACGUUGCACCAACCUACAUAUGCAGUUAUUCUGGAAUUACAACCGAGAUCGUGAGAAGUAGGACCUCUCAAGCCAGGCGUUGUAGGAUAAUUUUAAGAAUCACUUCUCUGAUCAUACUGGUAGUAAGAGUAAAGGCAGUCCUCAACUACAAUGGAGCCCCAGAUUUCUGCUGCUAAGCAAGACAUUCGUUAAGUGAAUUUUGCCCCCUUGCUUGCAUGGCUGGUAAGUGAAUUGCUGCAGCUGUGAAGUUAGUGACACGCUUGUUAAGUGAAUCUGGCUUCCCCACUGACUUUGCUUGCCAGGAGGUCACAAAAGGGGAUCAUCAGAUGACCAGCAGACCCUGCACCUGUCAUAAAUAUGAACUAGUUGCCAAAUCUCUGAAUUUUGAUCACGUGACCAUGGGGAUGCUGCAACGGUCAUAAGUGAGGAAAACAGUCCUAAGUCACUUUUUUCAGCGCCGUUGUAACUUCAAAUGGUCACUAAAUGAAGGGUUAUAAAUCGGGGACUACCUGUAUAAUCCUGCCAAUCUAGUGCUUUCUUCACAGGGUGCACGGCAAUAAUAAAGACUUUGUACAUGAAUAAAAAAGAAAGAAAUGAAUUUGAUAUGCUGAGCACCCCAGAGCCAAAACCACCUAAAACAUUGCCAAGUACUUGUUCAUCAAUGCUGUGUUGAUUAAAUUUCUGCACAAUCUGAA